AAAAUACGAUCCUUGUCGAUCAAUGAAGAAGUUUUUCUAUCUCUAACACGACUUUUGUCUCAGUCCUAUCUCUCCAUCUCUGAAAUCGAACCACAAGAAGAAGACGACGAAGAUGGGUCGCCGGAUCUCCGGCCGUUCGUCCUUGUUAAUAACCACCGUGCUCCUCCUCAUCUCCUCCGCAGCCCACAGCUUCUAUCUCCCCGGCGUUGCUCCCCGCGAUUUCCACACUGGAGAUCCACUUUCUAUCAAAGUGAACAAAUUGUCAUCUACAAAGACACAACUCCCAUAUGACUACUACUACUUAAAUUAUUGUAAGCCCAAAGACAUUGUAAACAGUGCAGAAAAUCUGGGGGAGGUUCUUCGUGGUGAUCGCAUUGAAAAUUCUGUAUAUUCUUUCAAAAUGAGGGAGGAGCAAUCCUGUGUUGUAGCUUGUCGAGUAAAGCUUGAUGCUGAAUCUGCAAGAAAUUUUAAGGAAAAAAUUAAUGAUAAAUACCGAGUACAAAUGAUUUUGGAUAACCUUCCAGUUGCUGUCCUCAGACAAAGGCGGGAUGGAAGUCCGUCCACAACUUAUGAACAUGGAUUCAGUGUUGGGUUCAAGGGAAAUUAUGCUGGGAGUAAAGAGGAGAAGUAUUUUAUCAACAAUCACUUGAGCUUCAGAGUUAUGUAUCACAAAGAUCCUGAGACUGACUCUGCCCGAAUUGUUGGGUUCGAGGUUACUCCAAACAGUAUCAAUCAUGAAUAUAAGGAAUGGGAUGAGCAAAAUACUCAGUUGGUAACAUGCAAUAAAGAAACAAAAAAUUUACCUCCUGGAAGCACUGUUCCACAAGAAGUUGACAAAGAUAAGGAGAUUGUAUUCACAUUUGAUGUUUCCUUUAAGGAAAGUGAAAUCAAAUGGGCAUCUCGUUGGGACACGUACCUCCUCAUGAAUGACGAUCAGAUCCACUGGUUCUCAAUUAUAAACUCUCUGAUGAUUGUCCUCUUUUUAUCUGGUAUGGUGGCUAUGAUCAUGAUGAGGACUUUGUACAGAGAUAUCGCCAACUAUAAUCAGUUGGACACGCAAGAUGAGGCUCAAGAAGAAACUGGAUGGAAACUUGUGAAUGGAGAUGUUUUCAGGGCCCCAAUCAAUUCCAAUUUACUUUGUGUCUACGUUGGUACAGGGGUUCAGAUCUUUGGAAUGACACUUGUAACUAUGAUAUUUGCUUUGCUUGGCUUCCUGUCUCCUUCCAACCGAGGGGGUCUUAUGACGGCCAUGGUUUUGUUGUGGGUUUUCAUGGGCUUAUUUGCCGGUUAUUCUUCUGCACGAUUGUACAAGAUGUUCAAGGGUACAGAGUGGAAGAGGAAUACUUUGAAGACUGCAUUUAUGUUCCCAGGAAUUCUGUUUGCCGUCUUCUUUGUGCUAAAUGCCCUAAUUUGGGGGGAGAAAUCUUCUGGAGCCGUGCCCUUUGGGACAAUGAUUGCUUUGGUUUGCUUAUGGUUUGGAAUUUCAGUGCCUUUGGUCUUUGUGGGUAGUUAUUUAGGGUUCAAAAAGCCAGCUGUUGAAGACCCUGUAAAGACUAACAAAAUUCCACGGCAGGUACCAGAACAGGCAUGGUAUAUGAAACCAGUCUUCUCAAUACUUAUUGGAGGCAUCCUUCCAUUUGGAGCUGUUUUCAUUGAGCUGUUCUUUAUCUUGACAUCAAUUUGGCUGAACCAGUUCUAUUACAUAUUCGGGUUCCUUUUCAUCGUUUUUGUCAUCCUUUUAAUCACUUGUGCGGAGAUAACGAUGGUGCUCUGCUACUUCCAGUUGUGCAGUGAAGAUUACCACUGGUGGUGGAGAUCAUACCUGACCGCAGGCUCGUCUGCCCUUUACCUUCUCCUCUACUCUGCCUUCUACUUUUUUACCAAGUUGGAGAUCACUAAGUUUGUUUCAGGCAUCCUUUACUUUGGGUACAUGUUGAUCGUUUCGUAUGCUUUCUUUGUCUUGACUGGAACUAUUGGUUUCUAUGCAUGCUUCUGGUUUGUUCGGAAGAUUUACGCCUCUGUGAAGAUUGACUGAUCUAAAGAUUGAUGUCGAAGGUUGAAUGAAAGAUGAGAAAUCAGGCCUGCAUGAGGAAGCAAAAGGGUAUGAACAUUAGCUUUCACAAUACCAUGAUAAAAGGGACAUUUUCCGAACCUAUUCUGUUUAUUGUAGCAUAGCAGUGUUUCUUUUUGUUUUGUUGUGAACUGUAGUUACUAGUUUAAGCUUGUUGCUUCUAUAUAUCAUUGUCAUUCUACACGCUUAUGAUUCUAUGAAGCCUUAGUUAUUUCAAUUGAAGCUCUUAAA
Molecule: messenger RNA, 2302 nt
Organism: Rosa chinensis
Lineage: Eukaryota; Viridiplantae; Streptophyta; Magnoliopsida; Rosales; Rosaceae
Product: transmembrane 9 superfamily member 7
Exons: 7
Coding region: 113-2035 (640 amino acids)
Biological process (GO): protein localization to membrane
Cellular component (GO): membrane
Source: RefSeq, a predicted model, not a curated record